CGUACGGACGUUGGUUGAAGCGGAAAUGACCUGAAGCUCAGCAUUAGACAGCACCAAAAUAUUGAAAUCCUUUCGUUUUCAAAUCGCACAGUAACCGUGCAAUAUAAGAACUCAUAUCAGAUAUUCAGUUACACAGAUUACCGAUUUCGUUAACGAUUGGGUACUUAAAUUGGGUCGAUCAAGAUGGAGCAGGACACCAGUCCAGAGUCUGUGACCUCACCUCCUCCAGGUGCUGCCGCUAAGUCAAAGUUGGACACGUUGUCCAAAGAUGACCUCAUCAAGUUUGCCAAGAAGCAGAUGGCUGCCAUACAGAAGAUGAAGUCCAAAUGUGCAGUUUUGGAAAAGGAGGUUGAUACUCUUAAGUCUCAGCCAAAAGGCAAUUCAGGUGACUCCAUCAUACAGGAACUGACUGAGAGGAUGAGUGCCUUGUUGCUGGAAAAGGCUGAGACCCAGCAGAGUGUGGUGUUGCUGCGGAAGGAGAAUGAGAAGGUCAAGCACCGGGAACAGGAUGCAGUAGGGAAACUGGCCACCCUGCUGGGAGAGUUGGACCAGGCCAAGGAAGACCACCAGAAGAAAAUUGCAGCCUUGGAGAAGAGCUUAGACUCAUCCCAAGCCAAACACAAAGAAGAAGUUGAAUUCUUCCAGAGGCUUCUGAGGAAGAAAGAAGAGAAUGACAGAGAGAAAGAGAGUGAAAGAGAGAAAGAAAAGCAGAGAGAAAGGGAACACACAAACCAGAGUGUAGAAGCCGUUAGCUGCAGCCUGGAGUCACAGAUCCUGAGUCUGCAGACAGAGCUAGCUGCAGCCUUGGAGCGAAGCGCCCAGGUGGCUUCAGCGCUGCAAGAAGACCACCAGAGGGCGCUGACAGAGGCCCAGCAGGAAGUACAGAACCUGAGAGAGGAGUUGGCUCAGCAUAGUGUGCAACAUGAAGAGGAGCUGAGAGCUCUGGAAGAGGACUUUGAGAUGGAGAAAGAGAGACUGCUACUCCUCCAAGAGGAGCUCAGUGAGCAGCUGGUUCUCAAAGACAGCUUCCUGCAGGAUGUGCAGGAAGAUGAGGUGGAGCCUAGCGGCCGCAGCUCAGGAAUAGCCGGGAUGUUGGAGCUGACUGGUUUAAGUCUGAUUGAUGCCAGUGAUGGAGAGACAGAGAGCGGACGGCUACGAUCUGCCCUGGAGGACCAGCAAUCCCAGAAUACCAUGCUGCAAGACGAGCUGACCUUCCUGAGGAAUGUGAAGACUGAACUGGAGGCGGAGCUUGAGAGGGUGAGGGAGGAGUUUCAUACAGAGAAGGAGGAACUACAGUUUAAAAUCGAAGAGUUGCUGAUGACCCGGGAGGUUGCGACCCCUAACCGUGAUCUGCUGAGCCUGGAAACCCCGAACCGUGACCUUCAGGAGGCUCAAGCUUUCACUCAGCUCCAGCAGAGCGGCCCACUGAGAGAUUCAGUGGACGGCCUACCUGCCAGUCCUGCUAGCCCCUCCAGCCCCAGACAGAGCCUGUCCUGCCCUGUCCCUGGUGCAGCCCACCAGAGCCUGAUCCUACAGCAGGGUCAGGCUCAGGAACUGAGAUCCCAGUGUGAGUCCCUAGACAGGAGCCAGGCGGUGGCUGAGUACGAACACACCAGAGACAUCCUGAGCGGCCUGGAGACUGAGCUAGGUCAGGGAACCGGGGACUUCACCAGACAGUAUGAAGUUAUGAAGGAACAGGCGGCUUCUGCAGUCCAGGAGCUACAGGAGAGCGUCAGAAGGCUUACAGAGGAGCGAGAUGGUCUGGUGGAGAGGGUAAAAGGGUUCGAUGAAGACAGAGACAACCUGUUGGAAAAGGUCCAGGGCCUGGAGAAGAGGCUGGAGAGCUUCCUAAAGCAGACACAGGCAGCCGAGGGGAUGAAGGAGCAGCUGCAGACGUCUAUGGAGGAGAAGACUGCGUUAGCCCUCAAGCUAAAGGAUUCAGUAGAGGCGCAGACAAUAUUAGCCUCUGAGCUAAAGGCAUCUCUUGAGGUGCAGACAGUGUUAGCUGUAGAGCUAAGGGCUUCAGUGGAGGAUCUGAGCAAGCAGAACGGGGAGAUCCUCUCUCAGCUACAGAUGAAGGAGAGUGCUGUUCAGGAGUUAGAGGAAACAGUCAAUGUGGUGAGCACAGAGAGAGACAGAACACUGUCAGCACUGCAGGACAGAGAGAUGGAGGUGAUGAGGCUGUGGGAGGAAAGAGAGAGGGAGGUGGAGGAGAGUCAAGGCCAGAGAGAGGAGGUGGCUGAGCUACAGGCUCGUAUAGAGGAGUUAGAGAAGGAGAGGAGCCUGCUGAAGAGUAAUCUAGAGGUGGCGCAGAGGGAGAGUUCUAAGAAUGUGCAGGGGAACCCAGGGGAGGAGGUGGAGGAGCUGCAGGCUCGUAUAGAGGAGCUGGAGAAGGAGAGGAGCCUGCUGAAGAGUAAUCUGGGGGAGGUGGUAGGAGAUACUGAAGCUCUACAGAAAGACCUAAGGGAGAUGAAACUGGCCAAUGAGAAGAUGAGAACAGAGAACCAAGAACUACUGACACAGGUCAGCCAGGCUACAGAGACACUGGCAGACAGAGAGAGGGAGGAAAAGGAGGGAAGAGAGGAGGAGGAAGAACAGGCGGAGAAGGAGAGGAGAGGGCUACAACAGCAGCUAACAGAGAAGGACACAGUGAUAUCUCAGCUGAGAAGUGAGAUGGCUGGCUUACUGUCUUCAGCCCCGUCUCCUGUCUCAGAGGAGAACACAGCCAAUGAGUUCACUGAGAAAAUCGCCCUGCUGGAGAAGGAAAGCAAAGAGAAGGAUGAGAGGAUGAAUAAGAUCAAGGCGGUGGCUGUGAAAGCCAGGAAGGAGCUGGACACCAGCAGGAAAGAGGCUGUGUCACUGAAGGAGGAAGUAGAGGUGUUGAAGGCUGAGAGAGAGAGAGUGACCAGCUCAAUGAAAGACAUCAUCCAUGGAGCAGAGGGAUACAAGAACUUGCAGCUGGACUACGACAGGCAGACAGAGCAGCUGGAUAAGGAGAGAGAGACGGUGGAGGAAGCUGAGAAACAGAUCUCCGAGCUGACCAAACGACUAAACAACGCAGUACAACAGCAUGAACAGCUGUGGUCGGAGAGAGAGGACCUGAUGACCGAAUUGGAGACUCUGAGGAAUACGGUGAGACAGAUGGAAGGACAGACAGCAGAACUACACAGACAGACAGACACCCUGAACAGAGACCUGCAGGCUGAGCGACUACUGAAGGGACAGAAGACAAAGGAGCUGUCGUCGUUGCAGAAGGAGGUGGAGGAGUUGACAGUUCAGCUCCGCAGACAGAAGCAGCAGUCUCAGCAGACAACACAGGAGCUGGAGCAGCUACGCAAGGAGGCCCAGCAGAGCUCGUUGUUGGACAUGGAGAUGGCAGACUAUGAACGCCUGGUCAAAGAACUCAACACCAAACUGUCAGAGAAGGACGUGUGUGUGGAGGAGCUGAAAACACAGAUACACAAACACACACAGAAAGAAGACACACUCAACCAGGAGAUCGAGGUUCUGAAGUCCCAGCUGAACCAGGUGGAGGAUAAGAGCUCCAAGAUGAAACAGCUGCUGGUGAAAACCAAGAAAGACCUGGCUGAUGCCAAGAGACAGGAAGCCAUUCAGAUGAUGAUGCUGGCCUCUCUGAAUGGAGAGCUGGAGGCACAUCAACAGCAACUAGAGAACAACAAGAUCCAGUGCUGUGACCUGACCGCGGAGCGCCACAGACUGCAGGAGCAGCUGAGGACUCUGACUGAACAACAGCAGAGAACAAGCAGCUCCCUACAACAGAGACUGACCACACUACAGCAGGAGGCUAACACUGCCAAAGCUGAGCUGUCAUCUGUCACUGCUGAGUUUGACAGCUAUAAGGUCAGAGUUCACAACGUCCUCAAACAACAGAAGAACAAAACCUCAGCACAGAGCGAUGGAGACGCCACUAAACAGGAGAGAGAGCAGAUGGAGUCCUUGGUGGACCAGUAUAAAGCCAAGCUACAGGACAGUCAGCAGAGUCUGGCGGUGAGCACUGCAGAACUACAACAGCUCCAGAUGGAACAUGACACACUGCUGGAACGACACAACAAGAUACUGCAGGAGACUGUUGCUAAAGAGGCCGAGCUCAGAGAGAGAUUCAUGUCUCUCCAGGCUGAGAUUAUGUCACUGCGAACAGAGCAUGCUCAGACGGUGGGUCAGCUGACCUCGCAGGCCGUGGCCCAGCGCUCAGGGUUCAGGGAGCAGAUCCGCCACCUUCAGGAUGAACACAGAACUACAGUAGAGACCCUGCAGAACCAGAUGACCCGGCUGGAGAACCAACUGUUCACACUGCAGAAACAGACCAGUCCAGCUCCAGUCCAGACGAGUCGUAAGUCAGCGGUGGACCGCCGGCCCGUGGACCAGGGGGGAACAGGAGGGCUGGGCCUCGGUGAUCUCCAGUCCAUGGCAAGAGAGGAGGGGGAGGGCAUGGAGACCUCCGAGACAGAGUCCCUGUCAUCCACAUACCUACCCUCACUGGAGCAACUACUCACCUCCCCAGACCCCAAACAGGAGCCGUUUGUGUGGCAGGUGGAGCUGACAAAAGAGGAGUUGAAUCAGAAGUUGACCACAGCUACACGCAGUAUGGAACACAUGAACAGUCUACUGCAUGAGACCGAAGCUACUAACGCUGUUCUGAUGGAACAGGUCAAUCUGUUGAAGUCUGAAGUGCGUCGUCUGGAGCGUAACCAUGAGCGAGAGAAGAAUGUAGCCAACCUGGAGUAUCUGAAGAAUGUCCUUUUACAGUUCAUCUUCCUGCAGUCAGGCAGCGAGAGACAGGCUCUACUCCCUGUCAUACACACCAUGUUACAACUCAGCCCUGAGGAGAAGAAUAAACUGGCUGCUAUCGCAAUGGGUGAGGAGGAGGUGGGAGGAACUAGAGGCUCAGGAUGGACCUCCUACCUACACAGUUGGUCAGGCAUCAGAUGAACACACACACAUCAACCAAUGUCCUCUUUCUACCUGCCUUCACUUUCAUCUGGUCCAUAUGUCUGAUCAACUGAGUAAUUAAAAAGUCUUAAUAUAUUGAUGAUCAUCCAUCUACUUGAAAAAAAGCCAGUAGUCAGCAAUGCCAGUACUCUUUAAAAAAUGUUUUAUUAUUCUUUUUUUUUUGCUGAUGGUACAUUACUGAACCAUUUAUGGUGGGUUAAUUCAUCAAUACC
Molecule: messenger RNA, 5183 nt
Organism: Oncorhynchus gorbuscha (pink salmon)
Lineage: Eukaryota; Metazoa; Chordata; Actinopteri; Salmoniformes; Salmonidae
Product: GRIP and coiled-coil domain-containing protein 2-like
Exons: 24
Coding region: 184-4950 (1588 amino acids)
Biological process (GO): late endosome to Golgi transport
Cellular component (GO): Golgi apparatus
Source: RefSeq, a predicted model, not a curated record